GAAAGGGUAGAUAUGGGGUGCAGAUCGUCGAGUUUUGGACUCUCACUACAGCGUUGUCAAGACGCUACUGAUAGUAGACAAUUAGGAGCAAAAGAUUAGCGAAAGCAGUUUAGCGAAAAGAUUUACAUGUCUAGUCUUGUGGCCGGACGAGUCACCGAGCGGAUGAACGACACCAGAACCGGGUUUGUUGGCGGACUGGCUUCUCGAUUUGCAUCAUAGGCAGUCGUCAACCAAUAUUUGUCGCUGAAUUUUCGUUUCGGCAAACGCGAAAUGUGAGAAGCUCUCGCGGACCAUAAAACUCUUGUGGACCAUAUUAAAGCUCUUGUGGACCAGCAACUGGCAGAUCGAUCCGUCUACUAUGCCAUCGUACGGCGGCAGUGCCACUGGCACUGGUCGCGUUCCGUCAGGAGCUAAGAGUGGAGGACUCAAGCGGCGACCGUUCUCGGCAUUGGUCGAUGAUUUGUUGUCAGACGUCUCGGAUUUCGUUGAUGAAGCGAUUCUGACACACAGGGAAUGGGUACUGCAGUUUAUGAUUGUUCUCACCAUUAAAUUCUACUCUUUUCCCUUUUCUGGUUCUCUAUUAAAUUCUACUCUUUUCCUUUUUCUACUGGGUCUUGUUGUUUCUAUUUCAAGUUAGGUGCUCCACCACAACUACUAUCGACGAAAUUUAGUAAGGUUCAAUUGAAAAAAGCGGAAAUUCGGGAAGUGAUUGCUGGCGUAGAGAGGUUGAAGCCACCUCCGGUGCAGAAUCCCCGAUGGGACUUUUACGCUGACUCUGACACACGGUAUGUCUUCAUAGGGUUGUACUGGUGAUCAGUAUUCAUAUUUUUACCACAUCAAAAGAAAAACAACCGGCUAGAAGUUUUGUUCCCUCAUGUAUCCUAGGUCAGUCCCUUGUUCAUCCAAAGCGCCCUUAUAUCUCCGUGCUUCCAAAAAAUUUCUUUUAGCGUGGAAAAAUCAGUCCCGCCCUGCAAUUUGUCUGUACCUUCCCCCGUCCUCUUGUUGAACUUGCAUACCGAAUAGGUAAAGACUAUUACUUCUACUUCUUGUAUGCAGCUGGCUCUUGAUCAUGAUCAAACCACCUCUCAUAACUCUUAUUGUAAUAAUUCACUACUGCAAUAGAAGUUUACUACAUCAACUAUUUAGAGUUCCUUGUUCUAUACACAUGUCGCGCCACUAGCUCGCUCACUACUUCCAACAUCAGGGUGAACGAGCUAGUGGCGCGACAUGUGCAGGCACUACGAAGUCACCUGGAGGAAGAUCUCUCUUCGAGUCGGGCAAAAAAGCGCGCAAAAACAACGGAUGGCGCGCCACACGGAAACAAGUAUUAUAUAUUACCGGCAUACUACUCAAUUAAUAUUAAUGUUGUUUGAUUCGACGGCGACGACGAUGCUUGAGCAUUUUAUUGUUUUUGCAUUGUAGUAGAUACACUGUAAGUGUGUGACUCGAUGUCACUCAUGCUCCUUGUCUCAAAUCGAUGUGCGAGUCGACAUUUUGCAUUGGUACAUUGUAACUUCUAGUACAUCAACAGCGAACACAGGUCGAAUGGCGGGGCAGCAGGAGAUGCGCCUGCGUCGGGUAGCGUCGUGCGCAGUAAAACGGCCACAGGAGGUCCCGUGGUCGGACAGCAGCCUGCCAGCUCAUCGCGCGCUGGGCGACUACCGGCGUCCUCCUUCGGUCAGGAGAGCGAGCGGGGAGCCCGCUCCGAUCGACCGAAGGGGUCCCACAACUUAAGGACGUUAGUAUUUAUCAGUAUCCCAUGUUGUUGACUCUGCUGGAGUUCCCUUUGAACUAUGUCUGUGCUUCUAUAUGGAGUCCUCGUCGCUUUUGAGAUACUCCAGGACUAUUUUCAUUUCUUUUUAGAGAUUCUUAACAUUUUCACCACUAAAACUAAUGGUUGUUCCUUUUAAGGGAAGGAAUUCCAGGGAGAGGAAAGGGAGCGCCCCACUCCUCAACCACGGAUCGAUAGUGGAAUGCACUUUUUCCUCAUGACCGUUCCUAGUAGCACUCUCUCUAGAUUUUUCUCUAAUACCUUUAAACAACGCUCUGCCAAAUAAGCAGGACCCGAGAGGAUCGAGCGGCGCUGCCGCACUGGCUUUCAAUCGCCGACCUUUUUCACCCAGGGUGCUGAAAACCUCAACAUCGUCUGGCUCGGGAAAGCGAGAAAACAUGCUAGCGGUAUCGCAGAAGAACAGUCGCGGAUCGGCCAAAAGUAAAGAAGUUUAAGGCUCUACCUUUCAUUUAUUUAUCCUAAAGGUUUGUUCUACACUUGAGUCCUCUGAGAUAAUAUUCUCAUGCGUUGCAGUUGAAAAUUUUCGUUUUGAUACUUCUAACAGAAUGCAGACACAGGCGCUCCUAAGCCAGACGAGGAACCAAUGGAGACAGGCUUAAAGCCGGUUAAUCACAAAGCAAAUGACCGGUCUCCCUCUCCACGAUUGGUUUAUGAUUGAAUAUAUUAUAUUCCUUCUUGAAAGGUAAUAUUUUGAGGCACUUACAACGAGGGUGACGAUAUAUUUCUUGAGCCAUAAAUAAGGUACAGUCGGUACUAGCUAUGGUUUGCAUAUUAAUUUGAAUUUCUUCGUCUACCAGGAGUGGUUGGUUCUACAAUAAUUCCAACAUCUUCAUCUUCUAAUACGCGGAUGAAAAAGCUUCGGAAAAUGCACCAGGUAGUGGCGGGACCGGGAAGCUGGAUAAGUAUGAAUUCCAACCGGAAGAACGAAAGGUGGCUGCGUCGACGUCGGUUUCUAGCAAGAGAUCGAAGGAUUUGGAGUUUCAAUCUGCAGAACUCGUAAACGACUCCAACUUGAAGCCCUCUGCUAUUCGAGUUAAGGCGUCUCCUGGUCCAUCUCUGUACAGGUAUCCCUCAGUCAAGAGUCUGCAUCCCAAAAAAAGAAAGAAGAUGAUAGCCAAGCAUAUUCUUGCGGGACCCCUCAAGGGAUGAACGGGGGACAGGCUCUAAUCGAGCAAAAGCCCGACUAAGUGGCUUCGCAGGAACAAACAAUCUCGUCAUAGGUAAGAAUAAAGGCGAUCCUGCAACAUCUUCUACAUCGUCAGGGGGACACAGCUCUCUUCCUGAAGGAAGUAAAGAACUGAAGCAGACAAGCAGCACAUCUUCAAAGGGCGCUGACUUAGUUUCUUCCCUCGGCGCGGAUCCGUCAGCUGCGAAUAACAAUAACUCCACAGUAGAACCCGCCUCAGGAGGACCUUCAGUAGAACCUUCAGCAGGAACUACUUCAGCAGAAAGUGGCCGCAAUUUGGUGGACGGUAGCGGCCAAAAGGAACAGGAGGAGAGGUUGUCAGCAAUCGCAGCGCCCUCUGCAGUCAUCGCCGCUGGAGGUGAACAAGACCAGGUCAGCGGAAAGAAGCAUCGCAAACUUGCUGCAGAAAAGCUUCAGGAAGUCCUAGGUUCCGGGAAACGUCAGCAGAAAGAGGGCAGCGACGCAGCGAUGCUACAGUUAAGGUCAGCUUUUCUCGUGUCCAUCUUUCUCAGCAUCUCGAUACCCUUUCCCCUUGUAUUACUUCAUGGGAACAAAGGGGUGGAGAUGAGGGGACCGAGGCGGAUAGUAGAUGCCGACGCUAACACAGAUCUUUAGCACACACGCUGAGACGGAUGCACAGAGGCGAAGAUCGGAUGUCGAUAUGGACGCCUUAUUCGAGGACACAACGGACGUCUUUGAAUCAACGAGCCAGCAGAUGCCGGCCGUCGCUCUCACGGCUACUUCGGGAACGACCACUGCUGAUACUAGGUAACGAAAUAAGUAUGUGGAUUAACGAAAUAUGUGGAUACACUUACCUAAUGAGUUAAGGCUAGUUCUUGGUUCUCUUUUUAGCGUAGUAGGAACAAGAUCAAUUUUUUUUCAAGUUCCUGUAACUUAAAAGCUAAAGUAUCUCUUUAGACAGUAUCUCUCUUGAAAAGAUUGUCAGGAACGCCAUUGCUGGGGGAGACAGCGACAAGGGUGUAGACGACAGACAGCAGAUCGCGGACGAAAGCCGGAAAAAAGCAUCGCCGAUACUUCUAGAAAAAAGUCCUGAAGUUCCGCCGCAGGAACUUGUCCAGCCGCAAGACGCUGUCCAACCACAAGAAAUCAAAGAUGAUAGAGUAGUUAAGGAUUGCAGCGACUCAUUGUCAUCUCGUCCCAGUAGUUGUAGUACAUUUAAUCUUAAUUGAUCUUAAUCCUAAUCAUCUUAAUCAUAAUCUAAUUUAAUCUUAAUCAUGAUUUUGUGAACGUCGGUUCUAUCAAAACAAAGGGUCUACCUCGGCUGUUUUUUUUGGCAGGGCGGAAGAGCAAAGUGACUUGAAGAGCGUGACUAGUCACGCAGUUAUACCCACUAGCACUACUGCUACAACCAAACACCAAUUAGCAAGUUCAAACCGUCCGAGAAAACCUGAAGCUCUAAGUUUAAGGGUAGGGGCCGAGAGUCCUCUCGGCAGCAGGCUGCGAGUUCGGUUGGUUCCACAUCGUCUGCAGGAGUAUUUGGUGGCGGCGCAGCACGAAUCCUUGACGCCGCUGACGCGGAAGAGGUUGAUCACCACAUACCCUCCAUAAGCACUGGCACAGCUGCAAUAGAAGCACAAGCAGUUGUUGUUAGGACUAGUGAUGAGCAGCUGCAGGCUGGCAGUGCAGACCAACAUCCGAGUUCUAGCGCAGAAGAUGGUGUAGAUGUUAUUGCGGAACGAAGCGACGUGAGGGACCAGGACGAUCCUGGCUUGAACCAAGACAGAGACCUAGAAGAAGAUCGUCAUGGUGCCCAGAAUGAGCAGAGGAAACAAGUGAUAAGGGCGAGCGACGUCGAACUCGAAGCAGGCCAGGGGGAGAUGUCGAUGGACACCGGAUUGCUCUUUGGCAAUGUCGAGGAGGCGGAUCUGCAUCCGGAAAUUACGGCGCCGAUGCCCCGAGAGCUCAACUUCGAAGCGCCUAGUGGAGUCAAGGAAAAAACGACAAUUAAGGCAACCAAGAGACAGCAUCCACUUCCCCAAGAGACAGCAUCCACUUCCAGGCAGACAAGACAGGAUACCAGAAGCAUUAGCGCGCUGAGCGUACUCGGUUUAAAACUCAUUUGAAAUAGUGCGCCACAUCGAAGAUCCAAAGCACCUUUCUCCGAAUAAGUAAUAGAAAAUCGAGACCCUUGGUCUAAAACUGAUUCCUCAAGAUCAUCCUUGGUGCCCUUUCCAAGGGGAAAAAGCACGACCCAAGGAUGGUCCCAGGAACGCGACGACGUAUAAGUAACUCUAAGACCACACCUGGCAGCGCCGACAACAAACUUUUUCCGAGCUACGCUAGUGUGUCCGCUAUGCCUGCCGACAGCGUCUUCGCAAGUCACAGCUUGUUCAGCAAUCAAGCCAGCACACUCUUCAAAUCGGGUGGUGAGACCGCGAAGUCAUCAUCAAAGCCUGGUAGUACGAUCGAGCAGAAGGCCACUAUGGCUAGUUGUUCUUCACUAUCCCAUGUGGACUAUCAUGUCAUGGUGAGUGAGAUGUUGCUCCGUGGUUUAGAGGGGAAACCAGAGCGAAAAAGGGCAACUCACUCUACCACCGAUAGUGAAAAACUAGCGUAAGCGUUAAGAGGAGCAGUGCGCUUCUUGAGAAGCCUGGUAGUACGACCGAGCAGAAGAGCAGUACGCUUCUUGGCAAGAAGGAGGAAGUUGUUGCUGCGAGUGCUGCAAUUGGCGCCGGCUCGUCCUCGUCUUCUCAUGUACCCCCAGCCAAGACGAGCGGACGCAAGAGUUCGCUAGUCCUGCCGAAGCUAGUUGUAGCUUUAAGCGCUCGUAGACUAUACAAAUGUAGAACCAUAACCUCGCCGAACCGAAGUAGUACAACGGUGCAAUAAUUUAUUUUCAUUUGCCUUGACGUGGUCUUCUGAGUCCUCUCGACAAGGAACUGCUUCAAGUUCAACAUGGGUUCUUUGUCUCCACAGGACCACAGGGUUUUCCACAAAUAGAAAUCAAUAUGAAUCAAAACUUGAGGAAGCGCUCGAAUGUAUUUGAUUAGUGUUAGGUUAGGCAUGUAAGACAGAUUGGCUAAUUCACUACCGUCUAGAAAAACUGCAGUAAUAUCUGCCGCAACAACUAUUAUGAUCUAGUAAAUGAUACUAUCGCUAUCCACCGCAACCGCUAAUACUAGAGAAGGCGGCGCCAGUUGCCCCAGUCGAGGCCGAGCAGCUGGUGAUACCAGACCCAGUGACGGGAGCUAUUCCCGCUUCACUCAUGCCGUCUCCAGUUGACAGCGUGGGUAGCGCAGGCUUUUUCUCGCUCGGUUAAGGCCGACAGUUGUAAGCCAUCUCUCUGUGUCCGUAAAAUUCGAUUGUUUUUUUUUUUUGGGGGAUUCAAUGUCAACUGGAGUAAAUCUACUAUAUAAUGCAAAAUCAAUAAGCCCACUAGAAAUUUAACAAUAACUUGUUCUAAAUCCGAGCCGCUAGUGACGAGGCUGCGUAUAUGACAGUGAAUGACGCGUCGAGUGGAGGGCCAUCGAGCACGGAUAACACUCCAAAUCUAGUUGCCGAAAAGGAUGUAGGAACGAUCGCAGCUCCUGCUAGUGGUAACUCCUUGUUGUUUUUCAUGAAUCUCCUGACUUUCUCACACUUCAAGAACACGGUUAGCGCCGUAGUUGUAGUUCAAUUCAUUCAUGAAUCUGCUGAAUCUGAAGAUAGAGAGAAGAUCAAAGUGGUACUUCUACUUAUAGUUAGUGAGUAAAUGACAAGGAAUCUUGAUCUCCAACAUGUGAGAUCCUAACAAGAAAAUUAGAUUGCUAUCUCAAUUUCUAAUCAUAGUAAAUCGUUCUUUCGUCUGCGUCUUCAGGUGGUCCCGAAGCAGCAGCGGACGCGAAGGCCGCGCCGAACGAAACAGCAAAGCUGGUAAAUAUAUAUAGCACUUGUUGUUGCUUUACUUCUAGUACCUAAGCUAGCUAUCUUGGCAAUUAGUUACUUCUAUGGUGCUUGACUUUUAGUAAACAAGGAUCAUGGAGGGAGGAUGUAGAACUACGUAGUGAAGUAUACUCUUAGAGUCACUUUGUUAUGUUUGUUACACUACUAAGAAGUAAUACACUCACACCAUAGUCUAACACGAACCAUAAUUGCAGGUACAAACAUGAUGAAAAAUACACAGGUAUCAACUACAUCGAAAGUUUCGGAGCUGCAGUCCUCGACGACUCUGAAGCCAUCAGAAGCGGGUCGACAGCGAAGGGAAGCAGAACGAAAGCGUCUGGAGACGCUAAGAUCACGACGCUUGGCCAUACGACAUUUAAAACGGGCUGAAGACAAUUACGAGCUCUCAGACAAAUGCUCGACCGACGAAGACUCACCCGAUCGGUAUCUUUAUCAUCUUAAGAUCAAGGACAACACAGGGAGUACUUCAAACUAGUACAUUUUAGACGUAGGUGGACAUGUUGUGCAUCAGAAGUUGUAUCAAGAAGGACUGUAAGUGUCUAGUGCUUGUUUUAGCUUGGUCACAUUACGCGCAUCAGUCGUUUUUAGAAGGACUGCAACCCGGCUGGUCACCGGGGCUCAAUAGAGCAGCGCUACCGCGCGAAACACCGAAAGAUGCCCGGCUCUCCCCGUGCCCUUCGAGGGUAGGGGGCCGCUGAGGCGACACUGUGGAUGUGGUUGGCUUCUUGGAUCUACGAGUACGUCGAAGUGGCGACGCUGGGACACGGCCUAUCCCCCCUCUGGCAGACGGGUACGCAACAGGAGGAGAUCUAGCUCGCGAGGAGUUGAGACGCUCCCCCGGCCUCUGGGCGUGUGCUCCCUGCCUCUGUCACCUGCGAGCGUUGGCACAGCCGGCGACGCAAUAGAGUGCAGCGCCUCUGCUCCUCUGUUCUGCUCCACUUCUCUCCAUCUACGACGAGCGACCCCCCGGGCGCGCCCUGUGUGCAUGAGAGUCCCGCAGGAGCUGAAACGCCCUGCGGCUGCGGCGCAGCUACUCCAGAAGGAGAAGGCGUGGCCCUGAGAGAACGGCGGGCAAGAGGUCGGCCGGGUGCUCAGAUAGAAAUGCAGCAUCGUCGGGCGAGCAAGGAGACCAAGGACACCCAGGCGCACAAGGAGAACAAGGACCCCCAGGCGCAAACGGGGAACAAGGCUGCGCCUGUGGAUCUGCCUCCCGGCGCCACCUCGACUGACUCCGUUGCCGAGGCUUGGCCCUCCAUGCGUGCAUGCUGAAGCGCCGCCUCUACUGACUCCGAUGCUGAGGCCUGGCCCUCCAUGCGUGCAUAUUGAAGCGCCGCCUCCGCCGCGCCUGCCAGCGCAUGGCCGUCGCUGGCUGAAGGGAAGAGGCCGGCUCCGGCAAGGAAGGCCCCGCAGCAGAAGCGUACACAAAGGACGCCAGUGCUUGACUGAGAAGGAGAACAGCCUCUUCGCCAGUCGUGUGGAGUCCAAGUCUAUCACCAGCAGCCCAACCACAUCAGCCCCGCUGCCCCAAGGUGAAGCGCUUGCGGUCGUUCAUGCUUGUGAUGGGGUCGCCUGCGCUGGCCUCCUUACGGUGUUGGCCCGCUGUGCCCAUGGGGGGCUGGGCGUGUGGCUUUUGCCUUUGGGAAGCGUUGCUGGGGCCGGGGGCUGUUUAGCUCUGCUGGCGUGAGUGGCGGGGGCUCGACGUGUGGCGAUUCCUCGGGACUGUCGCACGCGGCUGGCGAUGCGGUCGCUCCUCGAAAAUUUUAUGAGUAAGAGAGCAGCGGCACCCACGCGACUGCGCAGGGGUGCCGCCGCAGCCGCUCCCUUCUAUCUCGUGCAUUAGCUAUCUGUGAACGUGCGCCCACUGCUGGCUUCCUUGCGGCCAUCGUUGGGCAGGGGCGCUAGCUCUUGCCCGCGUGUGAUGCAGCUCGCCGCGGGGGGGGUCUGGUGCUUCUUUGGGCGCUGCGUACCUUGAGCUUGAUGGUGUGGCGCGCCGGCUUUCGACUAGAGGCCCCUGCUGCUCGUUGUUUUGCCCUUUCACCGCUGCACCCGCUUGCCUUUUUUCGGUGUUUGCUUUGGCUCGUGGUCUCUCCCUCGCGCGGGCUCUGCUUUUACCAUUACGGACCGGCGGCACGCAGGCACUAGCACGCGCACCCGGGCCGCGGCGCCUUUUGUUAGGGUUUCCCUCUGUCUUUGCUUUUGCCUCGCGUGUCGUUGUGCUUCUGGUUCUGUCCCUGGGCUAGGUCUGUGGGUAACCGUCUACCCUUCUCGAAAUAGAAAUAGAUAAUAUAUAAUAGGAGGACAGUGCGUCGUGUCUAGUAAUUUUAGUUUGGUCAGAUUUGAGCUGCAUCAAGACCAUUAGAUUGUUGAUUCAUAAAUGGCUUCUUUGAAGGAAGAAUUCCAAAAAUAUACUUACUUAGUUUCAGAAUCAUUUGCGCUUUCCAAGAUUUUGCUUCCAGAUGUACGUAUGUUCGUAUCUAUCGUACACCAAAUUGAUUCCAGGUCGCACAAGCGUGUACCCGACUGGUGUCGCAAUUGGCCGGAGAAGGUAGCGCAACAGGGAUUAUUCGAUCCCGACACGAUAUUCGGAUGCAAAGUGGCGAAUCCAGAUCUAUCGAGAAUCUUCGGCGCCAAUCUCAGAACCAAGAAGAAGCGUCGCGGCAGCAGCGAGAAUUGGGAGAACGAUCGGCUCACAAGAAGAGAAGUUACGUUCUUGACUAAGUACUUGUUUCGCUACUUAUUCACUAACGAACGAAGUAUUAGUAUUCCCAUCAAGUUUUAUAUAGUAACACCCUUUGCUUGUGGUAAGUGUUGUACUCAUCUCGAUCUCGUAGCACUUUUUUCUUGCACAACUACAACGAAUCUGCUAUCAUCUCCUAGCACUUUUAUUGUAGGGCCAAUCAUCUCCAUUAUGUGUAAUCGAAAACUGAAAAUACGUGAGUUACCGACCGAAAUAAGGGACGUAGUUUCGAAAGGCUACGCUUCCUUCUUCAGUAUCUCGGUUAUUCUCGUCUGUUACACCUCGGUUAUUUCAGUUUUUCGAGUAAUCAAUUAUGUUCCACGACCUUGUUAUAGCCUACCUCUGCUGCAAGUGGUGUAGAUAACCUUUUAUGAACCCAAGCUGUUCUAAGAAAAUCGAAGCGUACAAGAAACGCACCAAUCAAGUUCGCGAGUGGACGGCGAUACAGGAAGGAUCGUCCUAACGGGCAUCGCGGGCACGGAGGCCGAACCCGAAAAUGGGUCUUUAAAGAACUCCAAAGAUUGGAGAUAAUAUAGACGAACUCCUAGCUCCGCAAGAAAGAUGGCGAUUUCGGUUAUGCUCCAUAGAGCGAUCAAUGAUGUUCUUAGCAUGCUGCAUAAGUAGAUAUGAUUUGUGCAUUACUACAUCUAGUUCGUGGUUUAUCAGAGAAACGUCAAGUAGAAAUCCACAUGAAAAACUACAGGUUAGAAAUACAAUGAACUAGAACUUGCUUUUUAGAAGUUUGUCUUUUUUUUUCGGCUUGUGUCGUUAGGGUCAGUUUUUUUCGAUAAUGUAUGUAAGGAUUGUCGUUGUUCACGCACAUCCAUUUCUUCAAUCUUAAUCAUACAAGUAGGUAGUUCUACGAAAUUACGCGCAACUGCAGAUAAUAUUUGAAACUUCAAACAAGAACAAGAAUGAAAGCAGAGAAAAGCACGAGUGGUGAUGGAACAAAGGAGAAUGCUGGUUUCGAAUCCACCAACGCCAAAGUAAGACAGACUGACGCAAGAACUUUGACGCAGGGAUUUCCAUUGGUAAUGUAUGAUGAACUCUUUGGUACUACAAGCAACGCGCAACACUGACUAUGACACGCACAACAUUGGAUUGAAACGCGAAAGACGGACUCUCGUGUCGAAAUAACGGUGUGCUGCUUUCACCAGCUUCUUCUAGUAUUCAGCACCUCUCAGAGUUCUUUCUGGGCUCAAUCGUGAACAAACACAAAAGAAAAUCCUUCCAGGAAGAUUUCAUUUGUCG
This is a messenger RNA of Amoebophrya sp. A25, 10869 nucleotides long. The record is from the annotation of a GenBank genome assembly. NCBI's taxonomy places the organism in Eukaryota, Dinophyceae, Syndiniales, Amoebophryaceae.